Molecule: messenger RNA, 2442 nt
Organism: Psammomys obesus (fat sand rat)
Lineage: Eukaryota; Metazoa; Chordata; Mammalia; Rodentia; Muridae
Product: granulocyte-macrophage colony-stimulating factor receptor subunit alpha-like
Exons: 14
Coding region: 647-1960 (437 amino acids)
Biological process (GO): cytokine-mediated signaling pathway
Cellular component (GO): external side of plasma membrane; membrane
Molecular function (GO): cytokine receptor activity; protein binding
Source: RefSeq, a predicted model, not a curated record
AAUAUUCAAUCACGAGUGGCUUAUGAAUAUUUAAAGAUAACGACCUGCGGGACCCCCUUAUUUGCAUACUCAUAUCGCAGAGACGCUUUAUAUAUGUGCAAACGAGGCCAACUAACAUGCAAAUGAGCACCGGCCCCUGGACUAGUGGGAGUGUUUGUAUAUGCAGAUAAUAUGCUAAUGAAGACGGGACUUUGCCCUUUCACACCAAAGCAAAGGUACUGCCACCCCCGCUUUCUCCCCUCGGCUCUGACACUUAUCACUGGCAGUGAGGAGCGGAAGCUGAGGCAGGAGGAUGACAGUGAUGACGGCCGCCAUGAGGGGCAGUCCGAUAGACGGAGGGAUGGAUCGAGCCGCGCUCCUGCCAUGCGUGGGAGGUUUUAGGGAAGUCGCGGCCCCAGGACAAGGAGACGGAAUCCGUCGCCGGCUGACAGCUGUCAAUCACGCCUGGCUCCUUCCUCUUCCGGAUUUCCCAACUGCGAGAUGAGGAAGCAGGAGCAACUGACACCCAGACUGAAAGACAAACCCAGCCCCAAGCUUCCCGGGUGACCCCACAACAGCAACCGAGGAAGUGAAUCCAGGUGGCUCCAGCCAUUUUCUGCUCAGUGCCUCUAUCUGACAGGAGGAAUCCCUGCCCCCCCCCACUUUGAUGAUGGGCCCACCUCUGCCCUGCCUCAUCCUGCUGCUGUGCUUCACACUCACUUUUCCCGACCACUCCCAUGCCAUGGAGCUUCCUGCCGUGACCCUCUCUGACCCCAACUUUGCUCUGGCCUUGGAUGUGACCUUUGAUCCCAGGACUUGGAGCCUGUACUGGGCAUGCCAGGAGAACAUCACAGUGACAUCAUGUGUUGCCACGGAGCCCCUCCUGUCGGAGGGGAAACCAAGGCACAGGCGGAUCCGAGCAAGGAAAUGUGUCUGCCAGUUCCAGCCGAUGGUCCUGCACCGCGGGCUCACGCUAGAGGUCAAUGGGACUGUCAAUCACCAGCCAGCAUACCGAAAACUGAACUAUGUCAAUGCUGGCCUGGAGGGCUCAGCCGCAGAGAAUGUGACAUGCAUCAUCCGCAAUGCGAGCAUCAUGACUUGCAACUGGGGGGUGGGACCCUCGGCGCCUGAUGACGUGCGUUACUUCCUGUACUUUCGUGAUGCUUCCAGCAGGGGGGGUGUAGCGGCAAGAGAGUGCCCCACCUACCUGGGCACUGACACACACCAUGGCUGCCGUGUGGACGAUCUGUCACUGCUGCCGCAUCGCAUCUACAUCAUUGUGACAGGGGUCAGCCAGGAGGCCGAAGUGCGGUUCCACGAUGUUAUCUUGAACAGCAAACUCAUCGAACAACUCAGCCCCCCGAGUGAUGUCACAGUGACUUGCAACGCAUCCCACUGUGAAGUCACAUGGUCACGGCCAAGGACCUGGGCCCGCCUCUCCUUCCGGGACUUUCAUUACGAGGUGGACGUGCAGAGACAGGAUGUUGAACCUGGAAGCUGGAACCCUAUGGUCCGAAUUUCCAGUGAGGAGCAAAACCACUUCAUCUUCCUGAGCCCCGAGCCCAGGCCAGGUCACGUGCUGCGCCUCCGGGCUGGCGAUGUGCGCAGCGAGCGCUGGAGUGACUGGAGCCCCCCACUCACUUUUGGCUGCCAAGAGAGCAGAAUUCCCACAAUGAACCUGUACUUGCUGCUGGCAGCCGGGACCCUGCUGUGUACUCUGGGGCUCGGGCUCCUCAGCAAAAGGUUUGUUAGGACCUGUGAGCUGUUACCCCGGAUCCCGGAGAUCAGGGACAAAGUGACAGACAACGAUCAAGUCAACUCUGAGGCCGUUCUCAUGAUAUCACCACUGUGUGGGCAAUGCCUGACAAGCAGAGUUAAGCUGAUCAUGGUGGGGCCACAGACCCAGAUCACCUGUCACUCAUACAAACAGACAUGGGAAAAGAUCCAGUUCGUGGGCUCGUGGGUGGAACUUGACACAUGAUAAUGACAGCGAUGGGUCCAUGACCUGCACCUAGGGUUCCCAUCCAUCAGAGAGUAAAGCAACAUGGGACACACUUCAGCUCCUGCACUUCCAGUGAUGUCACAGGCUCAUGUGACCUGGGCCUUGAAGAGGGUGGAGGAGAUUGUUGAGUGAAUACAUCACAUGCACAUGAGUGCGAGAAGCUAGAGGAAAGAGGAUGUUCCCUUUCUGAGUCAGAAUUCAGCCCCGUGGCGAUGACAUCACUCGUCCUGCAUGGAGCAAAGUCUUGGAACAAAAAUGAAAUGUUGCCCUUAAGCACCCCCACCAAGGGACUGACAUCCGAUCAGGGACCCACGCCCCAUUUAGUUGACUGUUUUAGAUAUGUUCUUUGACUUGGUAAUGGACUUCGGGGCUGAUUCUAAAUCAGAGUCUUUUUUCUUUUAUUAUGGGGAUAGAGCCUAAUUGUAGGGCAGUCUUUGUAAAUAAACAUUAGCAGAAAACUU